Cinara cedri is the source of this 7304-nucleotide messenger RNA. NCBI's taxonomy places the organism in Eukaryota, Metazoa, Arthropoda, Insecta, Hemiptera, Aphididae. The record is from the annotation of a GenBank genome assembly.
UAAAUAAAUACUCGUAACACAUCACGCACACAUACAUACAUCGUCUUUGGUCAUAUUGCCGUUGUAUCAUCCGCUUUUGUUUCGUGUUCCUUUUUAGUUUCUUUUUUUGUUACUUUUUACUUACCAUUCUUUAACUGGUGCGCCCAAAAACUUAAUCGUUAUUUUCUUACCGUCGUCAAAGGUAUAUCGACAGUGUGCGAAAUCUCUCUGUCCAACGCCGACGAACGAUUUUCAAAAACUUAACUUUUUUAACCGCUGCCGACCAUGUCCGAACCAGCAAAAGGGUAAGUAGUAAAAUAAUGAGUUUAUUUCAUUAGUUAUUUCUUCGCCCUAUUAUAUUCUUAUAACUAUUAUUGAAUAUCGAAGAUAUAACAUGCUUACAAGUUUUAAUCUUGUAGAACCGCGUUUGUGCCCCCCUCCACGCCUCCCCUCAGAGACACGUAAUUAAUUUCAGUUAGCAAGAAUGGCGGUAUUCAGUCUAAAAUAUUACCAGUACUUAUAGUAAAAACUGUAUCUUUUUGUUUGUAAAGUUAACGACUGAUCGUCGUAUUUUAUAAACAAAACUAAUUUGUUUCAAUAAUACUUAAAAUCGGUACUAAAUGGUCUAUUCACUUUGACAUGCAACCAUAUAGGUAUGUAUUAUUACUACAUUGGUAUUUCCUUCUCAUGUCCACCACUAAGAAUUCUCUAAACGUAAAAUUAUUUUUAAGGCAAAAAUAUUGGCACACUAAUUGUGUUUGUAUCAAUUUAAUAUUUAAAUCUGUAGGAACUUUUUACAUAUGUAAACUAAAAACUUAGAACGUUUUUUACUAGAAUAUUCAUGUAUUUUUUUACAUUUACAAAGUACCACCAGAUACUCCAUUUACUUGUUUUAUAACUUUUUUUUUUUUGGUAACUAAAAAAUGAAAAAUAUUUUUGUCUUAAUUGUUGUACAUUUAUUUUUCCACUGUGAAUUAAUAUUUAACGUGUAUAUAUUUUAUUGCAGCUUCACUGAAUAACAUUUAAUUUAAACUCUUAUUAUGUAUUUAGAUUCUAGGAUAUUUAUAUUAAGUACAUUGAUUAGGUAUUUAUAAUAACAGUUUACAAUAGUGUAUUACUAGCUACACCAUCUAUUUUCUAAUGAACUGGUAAACUGUCAGUUUCCUUAUAACUUGAAAUAUAUUGUUUUAUGUGCCGGUAGCCACAUUGUUCAUUAAGCCGCAUUAUAUAAUCUGUUUGUUAAAUGAGAAUGCAACAUAUUUCAACUCCAGAGCAACCAUGACUUAGAUUGUGCUACACUCGGUUUUAAAUUCUAGCUCUUAAGUAAUAAGAAAAGUAUUUAAAAAACGUUUAAUGUAACUUUCAUUCAGGUACUAACAUACACAAUUAUUUAAAUGUGAUUAAAUAUUAGAUAUUUUUAAUUUUUCAGUUUUUUUUUGACGACGCCCAUGAUUUGGUUAAAUUGGAAAAUAUCAAAACAUUUAAAAAUAAAAAGAAGUUUUUUAUUUGUAAAGCCUCCUAAAACAUGUACUCUGUAAAUUACAAUUUCUUUUUUUUAGUUACGAAUCCUGACUUUUAGAUCAGACCAAACUUUUAAAAUAAUUUAUUGAACUUAAAAAAUUUAGGUGAGAUCAAAACCCUAGGUUCUCAAACUACUCGGCUCCAUGAUUUACCCAUAGAACAUCAUAUUGGUGACCAUGUAAAAUCAGCAUUGGAUAAUUUUUGAACUAAACCAAAUACCCGAUAGUUCAGUUCAAAAAUCAAACAUUUUGUCACAUCUCUAUUAUAAUAUAUAUUUUUUGAUUCAUAAUAAGGUUGUUCAAUAUUAAUAAUGUGUUUAACUCUAUAUUCACAGCGAGGAGUUAGCAACUGCAAUUUUAAAGCAAAAAGAUCGUCCAAAUAGGCUUAUUGUAGAAGAAGCAAUCAAUGAUGACAAUUCAGUCAUUGCAUUAUCACAGGUUAGUUGUUUGACUAAAAUAUAAUGUAAUAAUAGAUAUAAACUUACACAAAUUUCAAUAAUACUAUUGUAUUUGAAAUAAUUUGUAACAUUCAUUCUUCAAUUUUUUAAUAAUUCUUAAAUUUUAGGCUAAAAUGGAUGAAUUACAACUAUUCCGUGGAGACACUGUACUGAUCAAAGGCAAACGACGUAAGGAAUCUGUUUGUAUUGUGUUAUCAGAUGCAACUGUUUCAGAUGAAAAAGUACGCAUGAAUAGAGUGGUGCGUAAUAAUUUGCGUGUCAGAAUAUCUGAUAUUGUACAGAUACAACAAUGUCCAGAUGUGAAGUAUGGAAAACGCAUUCAUGUACUCCCUAUUGAUGACACUGUAGAAGGUCUUACUGGGUAAGUUUGUUUUAUUUAUAUUUUCAUAACUCAUUAUUAAUUAUUAAACUUAUCAUUAUUUUGUAGUAAUUUGUUUGAAGUAUUCCUUAAGCCUUACUUCUUAGAAGCCUAUAGACCUAUACAUAAAGAUGAUAAUUUUAUUGUUCGCGGAGGAAUGAGAGCUGUAGAAUUUAAAGUAGUGGAAACUGAUCCAUCACCAUAUUGUAUUGUUGCUUAUGAUACUGUUAUUCAUUGUGAAGGAGAUCCAAUUAAAAGAGAAGUAAAUAUUUAGAUUUGUUGUUCAUCAAUUUUGACAUAUCUAAUAAUUAAUUAAAUAUUUUAGGAAGAAGAAGAAGCAUCAAAUACAGUUGGCUAUGAUGACAUUGGUGGUUGCCGUAAACAAUUGGCACAGAUUAAAGAAAUGGUUGAACUUCCACUCCGGCAUCCAAGUCUAUUUAAGGCUAUUGGUGUAAAGCCUCCUAGAGGAAUUUUAUUAUAUGGACCCCCUGGAACUGGAAAAACCUUAAUUGCCCGUGCUGUUGCUAAUGAAACUGGUGCAUUCUUUUUCUUAAUUAAUGGUCCUGAAAUUAUGAGUAAACUUGCUGGUGAAUCCGAAAGUAAUUUGCGGAAAGCCUUUGAAGAAGCUGACAGAAAUUCUCCUUCUAUUAUAUUUAUUGAUGAAUUGGAUGCUAUUGCUCCUAAACGUGAAAAAGUAAUUUGAUAAAUAAACCGUAACAUUUUUUUUACCAUAAAUUAAAUAUGUAACUGUUAAACAUUAUUUUUUAGACUCACGGAGAAGUAGAACGUCGUAUUGUAUCUCAAUUAUUAACACUUAUGGAUGGCUUAAAAUCAUCAUCACAUGUCAUUGUAAUGGCUGCAACUAAUCGUCCAAAUUCUAUCGAUUCAGCUCUUAGACGAUUUGGACGUUUUGAUCGUGAAAUUGAUAUUGGAAUACCUGAUGCUACUGGUCGUUUAGAGGUUUUACGUAUACACACUAAGAACAUGAAACUUGCUGAAGAAGUUGAUUUAGAACAGGUAUAACUAUUGUGUACUGUUUUUCUUAAUUUUUAAUCACAUUUUAUGACCAGUUACAGUGUUAUUAUAGUAAUAUUGUUUUCCUAUUUAGUUUAAUUUUGCUACAAUUAAUUAUUAUUUAUUGUAAAUCAGGGUUACAAGUCAUAAACACGAGAAAAAAAACGAAUGUUUAAAACAUUAAGAUAUUAUAAUUUUAUUUUAUAGUUUGACAUGUACUUGCUUUUUUUCUUGAUAUUAUUUCCUAUACGACUCAUUUUAAUGAAUGACUAAAAAAAUUUAGAUUCUUAUUGUAGCAAAGAAUUUAUUGGUUCUAAUAUGUUGUUCAAUAUUUGUGUGUUUGUCUGUGUAAACAACUUUUCUAUCAGAAAUCUUGCUCCGGUAAAAUGAUGAAGAUACUUUUUUUUAAAUUUCCAAAGAGUUUUCAUAAAAAUAGAAAAAACUAACAAAUAUUUAAAACACAUUGCGGUGUUACAGAUUUCAUUAUUUUAUAUUUAUAAAAAAAAAAAAAAUUAAUUAAUGCUUUAAUCAAAAAAUGACAAAAGUGUGUUUUUGUUGUAUUUUUUGGAUUUGGUUAUUUAUUAAGCAAAUGAUGUUUUGAUCAACAUUACUUAUCAACAAGUAGACAUGUAUAAACAUUUUAUUUGUGUGAAUUAUACAAUUUUAAUAUCAAAUUAAUGAAAAUCUUACGUAUUACAGUCUUUUAAAACAUGUGUAAUUGAACUCUGCUGAAAACCGUUUUUUAUUAACAGUAAAUAAUUGUUAUGUUCAGACAUAUAUUUUAAAUUUCCCUCUAUUUACUUUCCAAUCUUCUCACCGGGUAUAUGUGGAUAAAAUUGUUUGACCCAACUUAAAUGCGAUAGUCAUUAUAAGUUGUUCUUAGUUAUAAAUGUAAAAAACAAAGUUAAGGGUAGUAUUUUUUUUUAUAUAUAUAUAAUUGUUUAAGUUAAAUUUGAUACAAAUACUGCACAAUUUAGCAAAAAAAAAAGUGACAUCUGGUUUUUUUUCUGUACCCUUCAUGUAAAACCGAACUUCACUCUGAACCGUUUUUUUUUUUACAAAUGGUUUAUAUAUAUAAAUUAACUAUGUAUCCUAACUUCCCACCUACACUAGUGACCCAUUAGUAGUAUCAGCUAUUUUAUGUUAUUAUGUAAAAUUGUUUUGAUUUAUUAUUUUUAGUAGAGCUCAAAUAAAUAAUGGUACAAUGCAUAUGUAAAACAUUUUCAUUUUAAUUAGUCUUAUUCUUAACUUAAAUCAAUCUAAAAAUUAAUAUGCAUUUGUAAUAUUGAUAUUUGUUAUCUAUUAGUAUAUUAUAUAUUUGCAAUCUAUUUAUCUAUGUAUUUAAAUGUAAUUAUUUUGGUUUAAAAUUAUUAGUUUAUUGUACAUAUCUGUGGUGUAAAAUAAACUAGAUAAUUAAAAAUAAAGUUGACACCCUUCCAUAUUUGUGGUAUUUGUGUUUUGUCAUACUACAAAUGUAUUUCAACAUAUUAAAUAUAAGUUAAUAAUUCCUACAAAGUUUUUAAAAAAAACUAGUACCUUCAUUAAUUUCUAUUGACCCGUAAGCUGUAUUCCAAAAACCUAAAAAUAAUCCUUGUUAUUUUUUAUUAUUAAGAAAAUAGUUUUAAAUACAACCAUGUUGUAAAUCUAAAUUGUUCUAAUCUUAAUUUUAAAAUUAGAUACUAGUAUUUUAGAUUUUCUCUUUUCUAGUGUUAAUUUUUAUAAUUUUGCCUAUUUUAAUCUAAUUUCACAUUGUUAGUCUACUUUAUUGUAUAUAUUAUUCUGUUAUCUCUAUCAACUUGUAAAAAUUGUCUGUUAAUAGAUAGCUGCUGAAACUCAUGGUCAUGUGGGAGCUGAUCUUGCUUCAUUAUGUUCUGAAGCUGCUCUUCAACAAAUUCGUGAAAAAAUGGACCUUAUCGAUUUAGAAGAUGAUCAAAUUGAUGCUGAAGUUUUGAAUUCAUUGGCUGUCACAAUGGAAAACUUUAGGGUAUUUUUGUCACUGAUUAAUAUUUGAUUUGGUUGUUAUGACAUCUAUUUUUUUAUUUUUAGUAUGCCAUGGGUAAGAGUAGUCCUAGUGCACUGAGAGAGACUGUAGUUGAAGUUCCAAAUAUUACAUGGGAAGAUAUUGGAGGUUUGGCAAAUGUAAAACGGGAAUUGCAAGAACUUGUUCAGGUAAAUUAUUAUAAACCGCUUUAAUAAUAUAAUUUAUUAAAGCUGUAUAAAAAAAAAAAAUCUUUUUUAACAUAGUAUCCAGUUGAACAUCCGGACAAGUUUUUGAAAUUUGGUAUGCAACCAUCCCGAGGUGUGUUAUUCUAUGGACCUCCUGGUUGCGGUAAAACUUUAUUAGCCAAAGCCAUUGCUAAUGAAUGUCAAGCUAACUUCAUAUCUGUAAAGGGUCCUGAACUGUUAACUAUGUGGUUCGGUGAAUCAGAGGCAAAUGUCCGCGAUAUAUUUGAUAAGGUAAGUACAUUUAAAUGUAUACAUAAGUAGUAUACACCAAAUAAUAUGCCUACUUCACUAAUCUCUAUUUGUUAAUUAUAUGUUUAGGCUAGAGCAGCUGCACCAUGUGUACUGUUCUUCGAUGAAUUGGAUUCCAUUGCUAAAUCUAGAGGAGGAAAUGUUGGUGAUGCUGGUGGUGCAGCAGACAGAGUUAUCAAUCAGAUUUUGACAGAAAUGGAUGGUAUGGGUGCUAAAAAAAAUGUAUUCAUAAUUGGUGCAACCAACAGACCUGGUAAUUAUUUUCUAUUAUUUAAUAACAGUUUGAAAAUAAACUUAAUAUGUUACUGUUAUUAUAGAUAUUAUUGAUCCUGCUAUCCUUCGUCCUGGACGUUUAGAUCAAUUGAUUUAUAUUCCUCUACCUGAUGAAAAAUCACGUGAAGCUAUCUUCAAAGCUAAUUUGAGAAAAUCCCCAGUUGCCAAAGUAAAUUCAUAUAUUUUGAUAACAUUAUUUUGAUGUGCAUUAUUUAAUUUUUAUUUAUUUUAGGAUGUUGACCUCGUUUAUAUUGCCAAGGUCACUCAUGGUUAUUCAGGUGCUGACUUGACUGAAGUAUGUCAACGUGCUUGCAAACUUGCUAUUCGACAAAGUAUUGAGGCAGAAAUAAGACGUGAGCGUGAAGCUGCCAAUAAUCAAGGAAUGGAGGUAAAUUAUAUUGCUACUAAUACUUUAAAAGUGUUAUAAUUCAAUCUUAUUUCUUAGACUGAUGUAGCUGAAGAUGAUCCAGUCCCGGAGAUUACAAAAGCUCAUUUUGAAGAGGCUAUGUUGUAUGCGCGUCGUUCAGUAACUGAUAAUGACAUACGCAAAUAUGAAAUGUUUUCACAAACUUUACAACAGUCUCGAGGUUUUGGCACAAAUUUCAGAUUCCCAUCGACGACGGGCCAACCUGCCACCAAUAGUACAACAACUGGUGGAGAUCAGGCAGCUUUCCAAGAUGAUGCCGAUGAUGACUUGUAUAAUUAAAAGCCUGCCUGUUUUCCUCUCAUUCGAAUAAUAGAUUUAAUGUAUAUUCAAAAAUUAAGACAAGUUCAAGCAUUUUUUUUUUUAUAUAUAUAUAUAUUUUAAAAUAAAAUGAAGAAAUUUAAUAUACAUAUGUAUGAUUUAUUAAUACAGUUAAUUAGGUUUUUCUAAUAUUUGUAUCUGGUUAUACACUAAGUUUUUUUUUUUUAAAAAAAAGAAAAAGCAAAACAUUAUGGGUGGGAUAUACAUUUAAACAAAAAAAAAAAAAACUGUACUUCUGAUUUUUUUAUAAUCUUUAUUAUUUAUUUAAUUUUUUUUUCCUUUUAUAAGAAUUAUUAUUAAUACAUUUUAAACAAAAAUACAAACACAAAAUAAAAGGAAUAAUAUUGCAUUUAGUUGGUAGUUGGCUCGAGAUCGUAUGUGUCCAUGAUCGCUGUCAUUACAUUCCAAAGAGUAACCUUGUCCAAAUCUUCAACCAGCGCCUUAAAAAUAUUUAAAACCUUAAAUAUUUUUACACAUUUUUA